UCGCUCGAUUUUAGAUCCUUCGCGUUCCGCUAGUUCUUGGCGCAGGGGUGGGGCCCGUCGUGGGGCGCUUCCCCACACAAUCAUGACCCCUGGACCAGGACAGCUUCUCGAUCCGCAUCGUCCCAGUCUGGUCUUACUGUGAAGCCAGUAUUCCUCGGUUCAUCGCCAGCUCGCGCAUUCCCUUGUGGUGGUUGCCCUACCGUCUGGAACACAGAACUGGCUAUUUGGCCCACCUCGUCCUCAAUGGCGUCAAGCAAAGCCUCCCGCUUGGGGGAAGAGGUCUGGAAGACCCGUAUGGACAAGGUCAACGCCGAGCUCGUCGUCCUCACAUACGGCACCAUCGUCGCGCAGCUCUGCAAGGACUUUGAUAGCGACUAUGUCGAGGUGAACAAGCAGCUAGACAAGAUGGGCUACAACAUUGGCCUCCGGCUGAUCGAGGACUACCUGGCGAAAUCCAACACCGUCAGGCGGUGUUCCAACUUUCGGGAAACAGCAGAGAUGAUUGCCAAGGUUGGCUUCAAGAUCUUCCUCAACAUCACACCGGCGAUCACAAAUUGGACGGGUGAUGGCAAGCAAUUCUCGCUUGUCUUCGACGAGAACCCCUUCGCCGACUUUGUCGAGCUGCCGGACGACGGCCGGGCCCAGGAUGAGCUGUGGUAUUCCAACAUCCUGUGCGGCGUGCUGCGGGGCGCGCUGGAGAUGGUCCAGAUGCAGGUGGAGGCCCAUUUCAUCAGCGACGUGCUGCGGGGGAACGACACGACCGAGAUGCGCAUCACCCUAAUACGAUACAUCGACGACGAACUCCCGCCAGAAGAUGACUAGUGGCUGUACACGGUGCUAGACCAGGACGGCCGUCUUGGUGCGUCGGUUUCACAGAAGCCAGGAGUUCGCGCCUCGAGUGGUGAUCAUGCCAACCGGGAGGUGCGCCCGCCCACGGGCCGUCCCAGAGUCAUGAUGGGCACAGUUAUUGCAUCACUGUAGCCAGGACGAUCAUUGGCACCGCCCGAUGCAGCGAUUCGGUUAUACGGCGGUGUACAUUUGUAUCAGAGUCACGCCGCUGCGGGCGGAUAUCGCUGAUCAGCGGAGGGAGUUCUGCAUAGGCCCGACCCGCUCGGACCAGCCAGAUCAAGGAACGUGAGGGGACCACGGACUCAAGAC
Chaetomium strumarium is the source of this 1158-nucleotide messenger RNA. Its product is annotated as NO signaling/Golgi transport ligand-binding domain-containing protein. Lineage: Eukaryota; Fungi; Ascomycota; Sordariomycetes; Sordariales; Chaetomiaceae. Gene Ontology annotation, cellular component: cis-Golgi network membrane; TRAPP complex; cytosol. The transcript is spliced from 4 exons. Bases 244 to 822 code for a protein of 192 amino acids. The record is from RefSeq and is a predicted model, not a curated record. Gene Ontology annotation, biological process: intra-Golgi vesicle-mediated transport; endoplasmic reticulum to Golgi vesicle-mediated transport.